CGUGACCAUAUUUGCCAACACAUGCCUACACACACACACACAUAUAUAUAUAUAUAUAUACUAACAACAGUAUUUGUUCUCUACAGACAUCACUCAGAUUCUCUAAAUUUUUUUACAAGAAAUUUAGAAUUGUUAUCCUGCUUCAAACUCUCUGCCAAAACAUUCUCUUCUCUGCAAAUUCUAUGCCAUUUUAUUGAAGUUCAAUAAAAAUGGCUGCUUCUCUUAACUUCUACUCCCUCAUUUUUAAUUGCAGUAGUUUAAUAGCAAAUAUUAGUAUUCUCAUAAUCUUUUGUCUGUCUUUAAAUGCAGGAAAUUCAAGAGCAGCAUCGACCCAUUACAGCAUCAAUUCAGCUACCAAUAAAUCUGGGGUUUCCAAUUCCAGCAAGCACCACCACAAAUGGGUGGGGCCCUCCGGCCACCGCGUCAUCACCGUCGACGUCAACGGCCUCGCAGACUACCCCACGGUUCAGGCGGCAGUCGACGCCGUCCCUCAGAAUAAUAUGAUGAAUGUCCUCAUCCUCAUCGCCGCUGGCUGUUACAUAGAAAAGGUGGUGGUUCCGGCGUCGAAGCCAUACAUAACGUUUCAAGGAGCGGGGAGGGAGACGACGGUCAUAGAGUGGCAUGAUAGGGCAAGUGACAAAGGAGCAGACGGCCAGCAGCUGCGAACUUAUCACACUGCUUCUGUCUCUGUUUAUGCGCCUUAUUUUACUGCCAGAAAUAUUAGUUUCAAGAACACUGCACCGGCACCAAUGCCGGGGAUGCAGGGAUGGCAGGCGGUGGCGUUCAGAAUUUCCGGCGACAAGGCCUUCUUCUCCGGCUGUGGUUUCUAUGGAGCGCAGGAUACUCUUUGCGACGACGCCGGCCGCCAUUAUUUCAAAGAAUGCUACAUUGAGGGUUCCAUAGACUUCAUUUUUGGCAAUGGCAGGUCCAUGUACAAAGAUUGUGAGCUGCACUCAAUAGCAACGAGAUUCGGGUCGAUAGCGGCCCAAGACAGAAACUCGCCCGAUGAGAAAACCGGGUUUGCAUUUCUAAAUUGUCGGGUCACCGGAACCGGCCCGCUCUACGUGGGCCGUGCAAUGGGCCAAUACUCCCGGAUCGUCUUCUCCUACACCUACUUCGACGACGUGGUUGCUCGCGGGGGAUGGGACGAUUGGGAUCACGUCAGCAACAAGAACAAGACUGUGUUUUUUGGAGUGUACAAGUGUUUUGGGCCGGGAGCAGCAGCAGUGCGUGGGGUAUCUUGGGCCCGAGAAUUGGACUACGAUACGGCCCAUCCAUUUCUUGCCAAGAGUUUUGUCAAUGGAAGGCACUGGAUUGCACCGUCAGAUGCUUGAUAUUUUUUAAUAAUUCAUUCUUUAAUUUUUUGCCCCACAUUUACUUGUAUAUUUAUUCUUUAUUCACUUCAAUUGUAUCAUUUAUUUAUUAAAUCCGAAUAAACUCCUAUAGGUGUAAUAUCAUUCUUUUUAGGCAUUAAUAUAUUGAAUUUACUUUUUAUUGAAA
Messenger RNA from Salvia miltiorrhiza (redroot sage), 1500 nucleotides. RefSeq names its product probable pectinesterase 68. NCBI's taxonomy places the organism in Eukaryota, Viridiplantae, Streptophyta, Magnoliopsida, Lamiales, Lamiaceae. Bases 210 to 1334 code for a protein of 374 amino acids. Gene Ontology annotation, biological process: cell wall modification. The record is from RefSeq and is a predicted model, not a curated record. Gene Ontology annotation, molecular function: pectinesterase activity. The transcript is spliced from 5 exons.